This is a messenger RNA of Pestalotiopsis fici W106-1, 678 nucleotides long. RefSeq lists its product as uncharacterized. NCBI's taxonomy places the organism in Eukaryota, Fungi, Ascomycota, Sordariomycetes, Amphisphaeriales, Sporocadaceae. The record is from RefSeq and is a predicted model, not a curated record. The transcript has 4 exons. Bases 1 to 678 code for a protein of 225 amino acids.
AUGUAUACUCUGGGCCGGACUCUAGUUCUUGUCCUGAUUGGGAUUAGCCAAGCGAUUGCUAUGGACCCGUUUGAACCCCAGAUGACAUUGCCUCAAAUCACGUUUCCGGCCAAUAAGACAUGCGGCGAAGUCAACGUUUUCUACACUGGACUCACGGCUUACCACCCUUUGGUCAUCUCCCGGGGUUUUGAUCCUGUGCAGACUGACAUUGCUCUACGAAAUGAUACGGCGAACUUGGUCAAGGCUGGUUUUAAUGUUUACGUACUCUUUCAAGGACCGGAUCAACCAGUAUCGAACCUGGGAGAUCGUAUGAAAGGCCGUGUCUGGGACGUGACUGGUGUUGGCUGGGGUAUCCGAAACUCCACCAUGCUUGAGCUCGUCGAUAGAUUUGAAGGUAUGAAUGAUCUCACCAUUGAGAAUUUUGGACAACAUGUUAAUCGGGAAUCAGCAAACUUGAUCGAGUUCCGUGAAGAGGCGCCAUUGACGCCAACCGUGUUCAAUUGGAGUCCCACUUCACUGGCGCAAUCCGUGGUUAGGCACGUACCUCUUAUUGAAGAUUGCACCGACAAGCCAGGAACACUUUACGCAUAUGAAGAGAAUUGUCCUCCCGAGCUUUGUGAAAAGGUGACUGUUGUCACUUCUGGAAGUCUUGAAGAACUCCUCGAGGGGAUUCAAUAG